GUAGCAUAAGAGCGGGCGCCUCUCUCAUCUGGCUCCUUGUAUCGCCCUUGUUGCUUACACACACCAUCCCCGCCGCCUCGGCAGUGAUGGAGGCUCGCGUCUGGUCGUGGCUCGCGGCCCUCCUGCUCCUCCUGCUCCACCUGCAGGGCGCCCCGCGUCCCUGCGGCGCCGUGCGCUACCACGGCGGGGCUCUGCGCUGGGAGGUGGCGCCGAGUGCCGACCCCGAGGCCGUCACGGUGAACUUCGUCUCGUCGGUGUCUCUGAACGGCUCUCGAUGCGACUUGACCCAGACGUGGACCUGCUCCAACGGAUGCCCCAAAAGACACUUCGCGGUGGCGUUCUCGUGCGGCAGCGGUACCCCCUCCUACGCCGCCUCCUCCUGGGGCACGCUCGCCAUUCUGGAAGCCGCGUUCUCCCUGCAGAUCCAGAGGGACUCUGUGACCGACGUGAUGCAGAGGUCUUGCUGUUGGAACAGCGAAGACUUCGUUGAGUCUGGCUUUGUGACGGUGCAGAGAAAUGCCGAUUUUGUCUUGUCUACCUUUGUGGACCUAAGGACCCGAAACGACACGGGCCAGCCUAACAGCUCGCCGAGGGCCAGCAUCGCGCACCUCGUCAGAGUGAGUAACCAGUGCCAGACGAACGUCAAGAUCCAAGUUUCGGACCCCGACGGAGACAGUGUGAGGUGCCGCUAUGCCAGAGGGCCCGAGUGCUAUGGUGGCAUCUGUGGCACGUUCCCCAAUGCCCGCCUCUGGGAGGACCGCUGCGAGUUUGAGUUUUUUGGACAGGUGACCGACCAACUCCCAAAGCAGUUUGGUGUCAUGGUGGUCGUAGAGGACUUCCCGACUUCGGUCAUCGAGACAAAGGGCACCUGCAGGACGCCGGUGGACUGCUUGUCGUCGGUGACGCUGCAGUUCUCUGUCUUGGUUGCAGCAUCCGACGCCUGUAUCAGCCUCGUGUUUGUCGACCCCACGCCGAGCCAGGGUGCCGUGGUGAAUGCCCACGUCGGAGUUCGCCUUCAAAUUCCCAUUGCCGUGACGGCCAGAGCUUCAAGCGACCUCGAAACGGUGAUCUCGUUAGAGGUCGUGGUGCUGUCUGGCAAGGGUGUCCCUGUCGGUAUUAUGGAGAGGGCGCCAGAGAACGCGCAUGUCCACCGGACCUUGCUGCUCUGGACUCCGUCUGCCACCGACGCGGGGGCUCGCUGGUGGACGUGCUUCUAUGUGCUGACCUUGAAGGGAUGGCAGGGUGAGCUGCGCUGCAUCACCAUUGUUGUGCCAAGUGGCCCUGUAGGCGUCCCCGAUCCUCUGCAGAGGCUGCGAGCCGCCAUAAAAGUUACCCCGGUGCCAACGACGCUUAUGGCCCUACGAUUCAGCGUUAACAUUCAGAAGAGUGGGGCAAUGGACUUCACCAUUUUCUUCAAUCAGCAGUUUGUCCCGGCCCUGCCCACGGCGUACAUUCGCUUCCACCUGGUCGAGGAUGGUGCUCUGGUUUAUAAGAUAAACGCUGCCGACCAGAGGCUGGUGAAAAAGCACCCCGGUAACAUACUGACGUUUGGCAUUCCCGCGGGUGCCCUGAGCGCGCGCUGCUGCCUGCAGCUGGACCCGGGCGUGGUACAGGACGUGUUCACCACUCCUGGCCGACGGCUCGACUCGGCUGCGCACGAUGCCUGCGACUGGAUCCUGCCGGUCCCCACCGCGGUGGGAGAUGGUGGGAGGGGAUUCCUAGAUGACUUCAAUGUGAGCUGCGUGAACGAGCACAUGAUCGUCAAGAUCCCUCAAGGAGCCAUUUUUGGAUACAACGCAUCCUCUCUCAAGCUCAACACGCAGGCCACAGGCUGUGACCUGAGAGACGAGCAGCAGUUUGUCACCUUUAACAUCUCUUUCGGUGACUGUGGCACAGUUUUUGAGGAGACGGCCACUGACUUGGUGUUCACACAGAUGGUGUCUCUGGCCAGCAGCACGAGCUACAUCGUGACCUACGACUACCAGUACGUCCUCGUCAACUGCACCUGCAAGGUUCCACGGACGAAGCUGCUGAGUCAGGGGCCUCUCGAGCCGACAGCACUAUCCCUGGUGUUCAACCAAACCGUGUUCUCACUCCUGGAUUUGCGCAUGGAUUUUUUCACGGAUUCUGGGUUUGAGACUCCCUUCUUGCCAAGCCAGUACCCGCUGCUUGUGAGCCUCGGAGCUGCGAUGUACCUGCAGGUGUCUGUGAAGAGUACCCUGAACGUCACCAUCUUCACGGUGGACUGCUACGCCACCCCUGACAGCAGCCCCCAGCACCCCGACAAAUACUACCUCAUCCAGGAGGGGUGUCUCUUAGCAAACAUGACGAACCUCACCUCUGUGGACACGAAGCGCCGCUUCCACUUCAGGAUGUUCACCUUCACCGCGACCGCUCGUCCCAACGUGUACAUCCACUGUGCCGUCGUGGCCUGCAAGAGCUCUGCAAUCGGCUCCAGGUGCUACCAGGGAUGUCUGCUUCCAAGAACCAAGCGCAGCCCCCUGGCUGUAGUGGAAACACCAAUCUACAUCGUCAGCCGUGGCCCUUUCCACUUCGACGCUGAGACCUCCGGCCGGGCCACCGUGAACAGCCGGGUGCUAUGGGGCACCGCUCUGGCCGUCCUCGUCGUCCUGGUCCUGGGCCUCGUACUCAAGUUCACCGUCUGCUUCCAGUGCCUCCGUAACCCCUCCAAAGCUAGAACCUAGACAAUUUAUUAAAUAAAGUUUUUUGACUGCUA
This is a messenger RNA of Petromyzon marinus (sea lamprey), 2737 nucleotides long. RefSeq lists its product as uncharacterized. The record is from RefSeq and is a predicted model, not a curated record. NCBI's taxonomy places the organism in Eukaryota, Metazoa, Chordata, Hyperoartia, Petromyzontiformes, Petromyzontidae.